Messenger RNA from Coprinopsis cinerea okayama7#130, 697 nucleotides. RefSeq lists its product as hypothetical. Bases 1 to 489 code for a protein of 162 amino acids. The transcript is spliced from 8 exons. The record is from RefSeq and is a predicted model, not a curated record. Gene Ontology annotation, biological process: protein transport; vesicle-mediated transport. NCBI's taxonomy places the organism in Eukaryota, Fungi, Basidiomycota, Agaricomycetes, Agaricales, Psathyrellaceae. Gene Ontology annotation, molecular function: clathrin-cargo adaptor activity. Gene Ontology annotation, cellular component: intracellular membrane-bounded organelle; AP-1 adaptor complex.
AUGAUCAACUACAUUCUGCUCGUAUCGCGGCAAGGCAAGGUCCGACUGGCAAAGUGGUUCACGACGCUGCCGCCCAAAUCCAAGGCGAAGAUCGUGAAGGAUGUUACACAGCUGGUGCUCGCGCGGAGAACGAGGAUGUGCAACUUCUUGGAAUACAAAGAUACCAAAGUGGUGUACAGACGGUAUGCAUCGCUGUUCUUCGUGACGGGAAUCAGCUCUGGGGACAACGAAUUGGUGACGCUGGAGAUAAUCCACCGAUAUGUGGAGGUGUUGGAUCGAUAUUUUGGCAAUGUCUGUGAACUUGAUCUUAUCUUCAACUUCCAAAAGGCAUAUGCGAUCCUCGAUGAGCUAAUUAUUGCUGGAGAGCUGCAAGAAUCGUCGAAGAAAUCUGUGCUCCGUGUGGUGACGCAAUCGGACAGCGUUGAAGAACAGGAGAAUGCAGAGGACACGAUUGCACGACUUGGGUCACGGAUUGGCCCGGCAAUGUAGCUGGUUGUAGCUGAGGCGGGGUCAAGGGCAAUAUUGAUCGGGGAAACAAGACUAGUUUUUAGAUGAAAGUAUGUAGAAGAAAACCGGAGCCAUUCGGCCGAGCGGGGCAGUGUUUCUUGGCAUCGAGUUCGGGUAUGGUUGUAGACGGAUGGGACGAGGCGGGUUGUGAAGGGAGCUUGGUCUAAUUUGAUAUUGUGGGGGCAGGGCG